Molecule: messenger RNA, 6418 nt
Organism: Brassica rapa (field mustard)
Lineage: Eukaryota; Viridiplantae; Streptophyta; Magnoliopsida; Brassicales; Brassicaceae
Product: casparian strip membrane protein 3
Source: RefSeq, a predicted model, not a curated record
UCAAUGUGGUCCAUCGGUAUUUCUGCAGGAAGUCCGUUGAAGAUCUUCCUCUGCACCAGACCUAUCAAGGCGGGCUUGAUCUCAAAGUCUUGUCUAGUGCAAGGUGGAGGGUUGAUGGCGGAUCGCGUAGCAGGUAGAUUACGCAAGAGAUUCCUUUGGCCAAUCUGAUCAACUUCCUCCGGUGCAUUCCGUUGGUUUGCAGCGUUCGCUUGGAUAGUUUGCUGCAUCUGCUGCAUCUGUUGUUGCAUGAGUGCAAACGCAGCAGUAAGAUCAUCCUGAUGAUCACCCAUGUUGGUGCUUGUAGGUCUAGGCAGUUGACGGUUCUGACGUUCUAAUCUCGCUAGUUCUUCGUUGGUAAGCUGAUGCAAUGGUCCUUGGGCGUUGCUCCGAGUAUGUCUACUGGUCAUGCACCUGGAUCAUUAGCUGUGACAAAGAAACAGAGGCGAGUUAGAUAUCUUAGACUUAAAAUGAAACCGAAAAGUAGAGGUAAAAAAAUCUGGUCCCCGUCGCAACGGCGCCAAAACUUGAUACACUAAAUAUGAAUCUUUGCUACUGCCAAGUUAACAGUUGUGAUUAUAGUACUUUAGAUUCAAUCCAGAGGACCAGUCUACACUUUACUCUUAUAAAUCUCAAUAUCAAGCUAAGAAGAAAAUGGUUUUCAAUUCAAUUGGUGGCGCAGAAAACAAGUAAACUAGAGGUUGAUUCAAUUUAACAAGAAGCUAGCCUAGGGUAUUUCAUUGGGUGUUGAGCGAGAGCCAAACAAUUAUUCAAGCGCGGUGCAGUGCUUUCUAGAACUCGGAUCACUCAGCUGGAACACCCCACUGUCGUGGUGGUGAUCUCUUUGCUGGUCGGUCCCAUCAUCUAACUGUCGUUGAGAUGAGAAACGACUGCAAGCCUUAGAGGACAGGUCCGAUCAGUUCACUUACUACCCUAAUAUCUACUUUCGCUGAUUAGGGAUACUAAGCUCAUUCAAUACAUGUCAAGCUAUCUCCUAAGCGGUUAGCUAGGCGAUAAACUUAGGAUCUAACAUCAAGUGAUCAGAUUAAUGAAAGCUUUAUGAAUAGUAUGGAUGAAGAAUAAUCAAGAAUAGCUUAUCUAUGUUUAGCUCAUAUUUCAACACCCUAAAAACCCUAGGCGAGCUAGAUCACUACUCAAUCAUGAUGCAAGAAAUCAAAGACAUAGAUCCUGAAUGAAACUGCAUAAUAAUAAGAGUAGUAAACAAGGGUUCAGAAGGUCUUCUCUAUGAGAGAAUGGAUUCUUCUCCCUUACAAGUUGCAGAUCGCAAAAGCUAAUAGUUCUCUUGUAAAAAACUAGCGUAAGAAAUAAAAUAGGAUAGAUGGCGUCUUUAUAUGGAGGCGCCAAUAGGUAGAAAAGAAAUUAGGGCAACAAGGCCUUAAUUCCCGAAAAUAGAAGCUUCCUUAUUUGUCGGGAACAACCUCGGGAUCACUCCGUAUGCUUGUUCUGCUAGAGAACAGUCUCGGGACUGUUCGUCUUGAGUGUUCUCCGCAAAAUGUUCCAAAAGGACAGCUUCUCUUCAAGCAUGCUCUCUUCAUUCUUCUACCAACUCCAGACCUGUAAAAGAUCAAAAAGGACUAGACUGACUCGGAUUAUGGACUCGAAUCAAUACAAAAACACCUAUACAAUGAUGUGAAAAACACCAUAUAUCAGCAAUCAAUCAAGACGGCCCAGUAAUCCCACCUUCUACUCUUCACUUCUUAAUAUAUAAAGUAGACUUGGCUAUGUCUAUAGGGAGAAUCAUGCCCAGAGGCGGCCCUUGGGUCAAGCCAAGGAAGCCGUGGCUUCCGGCCGCUUUAUAAUAAAUUAAUUUUCGGCCACAUAUUUUCAAAAGUUUCACUAGGUCUAGUGGUAAAAUCUCAAGUUUACAAACUCCCUUACCCCAACCUGUGUUCGAUUCCCCAGUAAAGCGGCCAAUUUUUUAGAAUUGCUUCUGGUCUUAUAUUUUAUAGGACCGGCACUGAUCAUGCCAUGUGGCAUAAUUUAUUUAUUUUAUUAAGUUUUGAUAGGUUUUAGUUCAAUUCUUUAAAACAAACAUUUUUGGGCUGGAUUGGUUUCUCGUCAAAUCUUCUCCAUCGAUAUUCAAUCGCAAGAGGUUAUCUAACCUAACCUGAAACCUAUCGUUCAAAAUUACUAUAACAUAUAUUAUUGUAUAAAAAUUCGGCGCGUAGCUCCGGAUACCCCUAAUUAUUGAAUAUAGAGUAGAAUCUAUUUCUAAUCAUACCUAUUUUAUUUUUAAUAAACAGUUAUUAUUAAAAAAAAUAUUUAUUUAUAUUUAGAGUUCUUUUAUUUUGCGGACAAAAAUAGCAAAAUACAUUGGAUUGGAUGUGUUAGUAUCAAUAUAUAUUUGAUAUAUUUAGAAAAAAUGGAGAAAACAUGUAUUUUAGUGGUUUUGGUUUUGCAUUAGUAUAGUCGUCGCGUUACAAUUUUCAUAUUAUUAUUUUUGAAAUGUUAAAAUUUUCAUGUAGCUAGCAUGCAUGCUAUGAAAGUUGAGAGAAUUGCGUAGACGAAUUAAUUAAUAUUCUGCAUCACCUAAUAAUUGCAACCUAAAAGCAAAUUUCAAUUAAUUCAACGUAACCUAAUCCUAUAAAAAGUAUACAUUCAGCUUUCAGAGUCAGUACUGGUCAAAAAGUAUAAUUUAAAAUUAUGUAUAUAUGUGUAUUGUAUAGGUUAAAGAAGGUACAUGGUUGUUGACACAUAUUAACUAAUAAUAUUCAAUCUGGCUUUAUAUGUCAAUGGAGCAAGCCGUCUCCUAUAUAUUUUUUUUACUAAACAAAGAUCGUGAAAUUAAGAUUAUGAAUAAGUUUUGCUUGAAACAUUAAAAAAAAUAUACACACCCAAACCUAUUCCAUCACUUCAACAACUAAACUGACAUGCAUGCAUAUAUAUCCUACAUGCAAGACUUAGGAUUCAUUAUCCUCAGAAUAUCUAGUUUCUCCUUUGAAUAUUUUCCAAAUUCAACUUGCAAGGUCAACCCUAAUUUUUAGUCUUCUUCUGAGUCUCAGUUAUUUCCUAUGGAUAUCGAAAAGGCAGGGAGCAGAAGAGAAGAAGAAGAACCCAUUGUCCAAAAGCCAAAGCUAGACAAAGGAAAAGGCAAAGCUCAUGUGUUUGCUCCUCCCAUGAACUACAGUCGAAUUAUGGAAAAACAUAAGCAAGAAAAGGUGAGCAUGCCUGGGUGGAAAAGAGGCGUGGCUAUCGUCGAUUUUGUUCUUAGACUCAUUGCAGCCAUCACGGCCAUGGCCGCUGCAGCAAAGAUGGCAACCACGGAAGAGACUCUCCCUUUCUUUACUCAGUUUUUGCAGUUCAGUGCUGACUACACCGAUCUACCAACGCUUUCAUCUUUUGUUGUAGUAAACUCAAUCGUGGGCGGCUACCUAACCCUAUCAUUGCCUUUUUCCAUUGUCUGUAUCCUCCGGCCUCUCGCAGUGCCACCUAGGCUCUUCCUCGUCUUAUGUGACACGGCGAUGAUGGGCCUCACUAUGAUAGCGGCAUCUGCUUCUGCAGCCAUAGUUUAUUUGGCGCACAAUGGGAAUUCAAGCUCGAACUGGCUUCCCGUUUGCCAGCAGUUCGGUGACUUUUGCCAAGGAACCAGCGGCGCCGUGGUGGCUUCCUUCAUUGCAGCAGCUCUUCUCAUGGUCCUCGUCAUUCUCUCUGCGUUUGCUCUCAAGAGAUCGACGUGAAAAUUUGUAUUUGUGCCUAUUAAAUUCCUGUGUGCUCUGAUAUUCAUUUGUGUGAAUUUGAAAAGAGUAAGAUAUAUGAUUUGGUUUUUGUUAAGUUGUGUAACUCGGGUUUGUAUUGUGAACUGUGUUGUAAAUCAAUCAACUCACAAAAAGAAUGAUAAUCAUUAAUCUCGUACUCCGCGUUUUUGACGUCCUAUUUAGAGGCACUUUUGGCCAGGCAGUCGUCAGGUUGAAACAUCUUCACCAUGUUUAAAUUCACAGAGUUAGAAGCUUGCCAGAGUUGUCAAAACCGCACUUAGGUUCUGGUUUAAAAACUUGUGUAGCCUAGCGAAUAAAGAUAAAGAAUCAUACACAUAUUUUACAAAAAAAAUUCCACUUGUACGGAAUAGAUAAUUGAUGGUUCACCAAUUACUAUGUUUUAAAUGACGCAAGGCGCUCCUAGUCGAUCAGAGAUGGGCUAUGUAAUGAAGGUCAAUAAUAAAUGAUAAUAUAAAUCAUGUUAAAUGAAAACUGAUAUUAAAAACGUUUUCAUAAAUAGAUAUGGAGUCGAGAUACUUUUCUUUUCCUAACUCUAAAUAUGAUACAAUCAUGUAAUACGAUUCAUACAUCACUUGUUAAGGUCUCUGCAAACUAAGAUUCUACGAAACACUUUCUAAAAUUUAUGCUGAGAGAUUUGCUAGUUUUCUUGUGCAAAAUGUGAGUAGUGAAUGAGGAGGAGACGAGUUAUUUAAAAAGGAGAAGAGGAGCUGAUUUUCGAAACUAUUGCAGCACGUUAGCGAAAAUCUCUCAGAAAUAUCGGGAGUGGAAUAAAUAUCGGGAGUGGAAUAUUGAGAAACUUUCUCCACAAAUUAUCCCAUCUAUUGACUCGUUAUGAUCUUUGGCGAACAAAUAUACUUCAUGUCGUUUUUAGACAAACUAUGUGUCUUUUAAACACAAACAUCAUGCUAUUUUGGUUCGAACAUGAGCUAAAAAUUGAAACUAAUUUCCCCAAAAAGAACUUAUUCCUAUGGCCCUUCACCAAGAUCCACGCCCACGUCCACACCGAGCCGGACGGCGGCGGCAGCGUGUGCGUAAAGGGCUCGGCAGCGUGUGUGUGAGGGGCGAGCCGAGCCUGUCACCUUAAAGUUUUUGAUCAGCUUAACAUGUGAACACACACAUAUAUGACUCAAAUUGCUUUUUAUAAUAUGAUAGGUUUUUAUUAUUUAUUCAUUAAAGCCAAAGACUUUUAACUCAUGACCCGUACGGCGUUUCAUGUCACACUGUCACAAUUAUUUUUUAAGCUUAUUUAACUAAAAUAAUUGAUCCAACAAUCUCUUAUAUGAAUAAAAAUGACUCUAAAUGUAGACUAAAUACAAACUUGAUAAAUUACUAAAUACAAACUUGACUAAAUUCAUUGUUACUUCGAAUAUGUACUAUUGAAAAUUUUAUAUCGUAAUUUUAGGUUGAAAUAUUAUUAAGUGAAAAACAUCAUAUAUAAGCUUUAGGAAGAUAAAUCUUCUGAAUGAGAUGAUGAUCCUCAUGUGCUCUCACUCUCAGAUCAGAUAAUUUUUUCACAUUCCAUUGGUUUUUACUAUGGUUGAUCAGUGUUGUGAGAGGUGGAAAAAGAUUUGUAUAGUAGGAGCUUUUUGGUCCUUGAAAAGAUUUUGUUGAUGUGUUCUUUUUGUCGCAUGUCUCAACAACUAUUAAAAAACUUUUAGAUUUUUUAUUUAUUUUUGAUUAAAUAAAAAUAAAAAUUAUUUUCUAAUCAAGACAAGAGAAUUUUCUAAAAUUUCACCUAUAUAAACAAAAUCACUGAUUCUCUUUAAAUAUAUUGUAGGAUAAACAAAAUAAAUACAAAAAGAUGCAAGCAAAAUUAUCUAAUUAUUCGUAAAAAAGGGGUAAAAACUAAAAACAAUGCAGGGAAGAAUCGGUGGGCCGAAGCCUGAAGAAGAGAAAGCGAAAGGAUUUGAGAGUUGGGAGUCGCCGGCGGCAACAGGCAGAAAAUGCUGAAUCAUUUGCUCUAUCGCUCUCACACCCCUUCUCUCCUCUUCUCCAGAGCCUUCUCCUCCUCCUCCUCCUCCUCCUCUACGCUUUUCGUCAAAGGGAUAUCUUUCUCAAGCACAGAAGAAACAUUAACGCAAGCAUUUUCUCAAUAUGGUCGAGUCCUUGGAGGUCCGUCUCUUAGACCUCUACAGCAUUUGCGUUUCUUGACACACCUGCAUUUACAUAUCUCUUUGGUCUUCUUCAACUUUUUUUUGGUUGCUUCAGUGGAUGUGUUAAUGGACGAAGUCAGGUGUAGGCCAAAAGGGUUUGCUUAUGUCACAUUCUCUUCUAAAGAAGAAGCCGCAAAAGCUUUAUUAGAACUAAACGGACAGUUGGUAGACGGGAGGGUUGUGAUCCUCGACACAACGAAAGCGGUCAAACAGAAUCGACCAGACAGCAAGCCGAAGCAUGCAGUUGAAGAGGUUCCGAACAGCCAACACGUGGUUACUUCAGAAAGUUAGGCAACGUUUUACUGUUUUGGCAGCAGAAGAAAAAAAAAGACGAGAAAGCCUCUGACUUAUCAAGAGUCUAUGAUCAUGUGAAGUUACUCCAGGUCCAGGCUAACCUACAUUUACCUGAUAGUCUUUAAUUUUUGUGGAUGAUUGUGCUUCUUCUUUACCUCAUAUUUACUCGUUCUUCUCUUUUUCUCUGGACAAAUUUACUCUUUCUUCUUUUCACAAGUUUCUUCAUGUUUUGGCAUC